Molecule: messenger RNA, 2394 nt
Organism: Tuber aestivum (summer truffle)
Lineage: Eukaryota; Fungi; Ascomycota; Pezizomycetes; Pezizales; Tuberaceae
Source: the annotation of a GenBank genome assembly
CCUCACCAAAACCGCAACACAGUGCCGGUAUCAUAAUACCUCGGUGGGAUCACAGGGAUUCCUUCUUCCUUCUUGAGUUAUUUGUUGAGCUCUCGUCAAAUUCUGACCGGGCAAGCAGUCCCGAUCCUUCCUCUUUUACCAUCCACCCAUCCCAUCCCAUCCCAUCUCUCCUGCAAGAAAGGACCGGCCACUUUUUUCUCUAUCUAGAUCGUUUGAAUAGCCCCUAUAUCCGUUCCUCCCUCACCCUCCCUUAACCUUUCUCUCACUCACGCAUACUCUCUCCCCCUAAUUUUCGGGCUCCCCGAAAGCUCUUGCUCUACUCAACUGAAAUAAUUCUUGGAUCGUUGUUCACACUUACAAUACUCGUACGUUACAUUACAAUAAACGGGGGAUUUCUUCUCUUUUCCUUUUUUAUAUCUUUGGAUUCUAUAUAUUUUACUUGUUCUACCCACCCACUUACCCUACCGUAUCAGCGGGCUGGUGCGCUACGAUACCUAUUAUACCUACCCUAUCUUAUCAUAAGACACUUUUGUGGCUCUUGUAAGCCGAGUUCGGUCUUUUUUCUAGCUGGAAGGAGAGGGAAAGGCGAGCGAGCGAGCCGGCAGGGUGGAGAAAAAUAGAGAAGUAGAGAGGGAAGGGAGGAAGGAAGGAAGGAAGUGAAGCCGACGGAUUGGAUUGGAUUGACACUGUUUUUGGCUUCUGGAGAGUCUUUAAAGUGCACCUUUUUCCUUUUUCUUCCUCUUCUUUGCUUGAAUUAGGGUGUAGUAAUCUCUAAUCCCCUCCCCCGAGGUACGCUUCCUGAACCGCUUUUGAGAGGGGAAGUGAGGAUGUGGAUGUGGAGUAUUCCGUAUGGGCCGGAGAAGGCUCAUCGAUGGGGACCCGAAACUGCUACUUUGAAGUAUUCUCCUCUUUCUUUCUUUCCCUCCCCCCACUGCUGUACUUGGUGGGUUAUUGCUUGGUGGGUUAUUGACAAUUGUCGGUUUAGUUGGUGCGAGGAGGACUAUUAUCUCACAACUUGUGAGUGCUACUUCUACUACGAGGUCCGGGCUACUUCAUAGGGCUGAUGCGAGGAGAGAUCAUAGAUUGCGCGGAAAUCGUCAAUACCCUUACAAAUGGCAUGUUUAUUUACCUUGGUUGGAAAGGGCUCAGGAAUUGCAUUUCUGAAGGACAUGAUAGGAUCUUUUUGAUUACCUUUUUGGGGUACUUGCUUGUCGGCUGUGGGAGUUUCUUGUUCCAUGCUACGUUGUGGUGUAGGACCCCCGCCCUCUUCGGAUGGGCUUUACUUGUAUUGUGGUGGUGCGGUUUAUUGAUGGUGUAGGGGUUCAGAUUCGAUGCAGCUAGUCGACGAACUCAGUAUGAUUUAUACUACUUGUUUGAUGUGUUGGGGUAGCCUCCUCCCUCUCCUCCCCCCCUAUAUGAUACAUAAAUUGACAUCUCCCACAGCAACAUUUGGCUACGGCCACACCACCACAAUCCAAACCCUCCUCGGCCUCUUCCUCCUCACGAUCGCCGGCUCGAUAACCCUAAUCUACCAUCACCUGCAAGACCCGUUCUUCCACCAAAAUGCCUACGCCCUCCUAACCACUAUAGUCCUCUGCCGCUCCUGGUACCUGAUGGAAACCCGCCUUCGGAGCACGCAAUCGGCAACCGUGACCCAGAUGUGGUCGAUGAUACGCUACGGCCUGAGCUUCUUCCUGGGUGGGUUCCUGCUCUGGAACGCGGAUAAUGCGUAUUGCUCGCAGUUGCGGCUGGCGAGGAGAGAGGUGGGCAUGCCAUGGGGGUGGCUGCUGGAGGGUCACGGAUGGUGGCAUCUACUCACGGGUUGGGGAGCGUACUAUUACAUUGUUUAUGGAAUCUGGCUCAGGUCCUGUCUAGAUGGGAGGCAGGGGGAGUACGUGUGUGAUUGGAAUAGGGUGUGGAGUUUGCCCGUCGUUAGGAGGAGGAGGAAGGGACUGGGUGUGAACGGGAAAACGAAUGGAGUUGGGAAUAGGGUUUCAGGGCCGAAUGGGGAGGUUAUGAAAAAGGCAUGAGUGUAUGAUAUCGUGGGAUGAUAUGGCAUGGUGUACCGGGCCUGCCGGGGGUGCCGCCGGGUCUACCCACGACGCGUCACCGGGAGCGGGGUACGGUAUUGCCAUAGCAGCUGGUGCGGCAUUUUUUGGAGGAUUUUCUUUCUAUUUUCGUCCUCUUCUACUUUUCGCCCAUAGUUGGCUUUUUGGAUGCUUUAUUACUCACAGGGCACUGCUGCCUUGCGGCCCUUGCUUCACGGAAAUGAUGGACCACACCACAGCACCCGUAAGAUUGGAAUAGUCCCCGUAUUAUGCGGUACUUUAUGUGACCUGUGCUGUGGGAAGUAGCUUGCAGUUUCGGGAAUAGACAUUUAUCGGUAUACGAAAG